Propithecus coquereli (Coquerel's sifaka) is the source of this 1779-nucleotide messenger RNA. RefSeq names its product low affinity immunoglobulin gamma Fc region receptor III-A-like. The record is from RefSeq and is a predicted model, not a curated record. The transcript is spliced from 3 exons. Gene Ontology annotation, molecular function: transmembrane signaling receptor activity. NCBI's taxonomy places the organism in Eukaryota, Metazoa, Chordata, Mammalia, Primates, Indriidae. The coding region runs from base 1 to 495 and encodes 164 amino acids. Gene Ontology annotation, biological process: cell surface receptor signaling pathway; regulation of immune response.
AUGUCCCAGGGUUUGGGUGGCCUCCCGGGCCUGGGGUCUCUGUGUCUUUCAGGCUGGCUUGUGCUCCAGGCUCCUCGGUGGGUGUUCCAGGAGGGGGAGCCCAUUCACCUGAGGUGUCACAGCUGGAAGAACACUUCCGUGCAUUCAGUCACAUAUUUACAGAAUGGCAAAGGCAGAAGGUUUUUUCAUCACAAUUCUGACUACCACAUACCAAAAGCCACACCUGGUUACAAUGGCUCCUACUUCUGCAGAGGGCUUGUCGGAAAGAAAAACGUGUCUUCAGAGACUGUGAACAUCAUCGUUCAAGGCUCGACAAGUCUAUCUGUCUCACCAUCCUUUCUACCUUGGCAUCAAGUCGCUUUCUGCCUGGUGAUGGUACUCCUGUUUGCAGUGGACACGGGACUGUAUUUCUCCAUGCAGAGAAAGCUUCGAAGCUCUCCAAGGGACUGGAAGGACCACAAAUUUAAAUGGAGCCAGGACCCUCAGGACAAAUGACCCCUUAUCCCUUGGCGGGUAAUAAGAGCAAUGGCAGCAACAUCUCUAAACGUUUCUCUGGAUUUGCGACCCCAUCAUCCCCAUUAGGCAUCUCUGUGAGCACAGGAAAAACACAACUCAGACCCUGGGCUGAGGGCCCCCCACCCAAUUCUCUAUUUUCUCUUGAUCUCCAGUGAAAAGGAAAGGCCUGGGAUCUUCGAGUGCCAACAGUGAAGCCCAGUGAGUAGCUUCGUUCCUAGGAAUUGAAGUCUCAAGGCUAUACAAACAUUUUCUCUGUCCCAACCAUUCCCUCACAGCAAAGCAACAACGCAGGCUCUGGUUGGUGACCUCUAAAUGUAUAGGAGUUGUUCCUAAAUAAAUAGACCAGCAGAAGUAGUGGUUGAGGCAGAGCCAGCUGGACAGUGGUCUGCAUCUAUUGCUGCAGGGUUGGUUGCAUUUAGGGGAUCCCAAAACUCCAGACAAGAGUGUGGGGACUGCUGAGGAUCUAGGGGAUUCUUCAGAACCAGUGAAGGGAAUGGCUGAGAAAGAGCAGGGUGGUCCAGGGUAGACCAGGGGAAGUUCUCCCCCCUCGGCCUAGAGGGAAGUCUGUCUUCCUAGAACAUGAACCCUGGUGGAGGUGACAGGAAAUCACAGGGGUGAUGCAGAAUCGAGCUUUCCAGGGGAGUCUCUAUCAGAACCGGGAUGGUCUGCAAGUAUAUGCUGAUGAACUCUCUUAAUGCUGUGAGUAGAAAAUGGUCCUAGGAAGGGGACUGGGGAUUGGGGGCAGGGGAUUGAAAAAGAAAGCUCAUGACAAACCCUGUGUGUCAUUGUCCCAGCUUAAGCUAAGUGAACAGAUAUCUCAGCAUUUGAACUGAGAAACUAUGAUAUGAAAGAGUCAACCACAAACACACAGGAAGGAAAGGGCAGGGGGUGAAGACGCCUUUGUUGCCCAGGGCAGUAAGAACUAGAGAGCAGAGGCAGGGACAAUAAAACCAGCUUUUGUGUUUCAGUAUCUAAUUCAAGUAUAGCUUUGUUUACUUCAUUUAUCAAGCAAAUGUUGGAUAACCAAUACUAAAUGUAGUGAACUCCACUGAGUAAAUUGCGAAACUCUGAAAUCCCUCAGCAUGCCGACGCCAGUGGAGUGGGAAGGGAAAAGGCAAUUGCUGCUCACGGAGGAAAGCUUUCGCUAUCUCUUUCUGUUUUAGAAGUUUUAAACAGAACAUUUCUUGAUUCCAGUAAAGCAUUUUAUAAUAUCUUGCAUGCUAGUCUUAGAAGAUGGAAAAAAAAACCGUGGUAAUAAAACAU